Neltuma alba is the source of this 2158-nucleotide messenger RNA. Its product is annotated as protein indeterminate-domain 11. Lineage: Eukaryota; Viridiplantae; Streptophyta; Magnoliopsida; Fabales; Fabaceae. Gene Ontology annotation, molecular function: DNA-binding transcription factor activity. Bases 509 to 1903 code for a protein of 464 amino acids. The transcript is spliced from 3 exons. The record is from RefSeq and is a predicted model, not a curated record. Gene Ontology annotation, cellular component: nucleus.
UCCCUCCCUCCCUCCCUCCCUCUCUUUCCUUUUCCUGCUCUUCCCCUUCUCAUACUCACGCAUCCAGACAACUCCAUGAAACUUCCUCAACUAUCUACAAAAUUUAACUGUGUUUAGCAGCUACCCUCUUUUCAGGCACUUUCCUUCAGCUUGCUUCACCUACAGCUAAACGUAUUCCAAUUAUUAUGACCGUAUAGGUUUCCAGUUGCUCAGGAUUAUCCAUCUUGAAAUUCACUCACUUUUUUUCUCGGCUUUUUUCUCCCUCAAAUUCUUAGUAACAAGAGAGCUAUAUAUAUUUAUUCGAAUUCAGUGGGAUCACCACCGCAGACGAAUUCAAUUUUUCUAUUUAACGGGUUCAAUUGAUCGUUGCAUGUAUAGUUUCCAGUUUCAGCAGUCUCUAUAUAUAUACAAUCAGGUUUUGCACUUCAGAUCUCAGAUUUCUCUUCAGGCUGGUGUUGCAAAUGCCGAUCUGCCAUAGAUUUAUAUCUCACUGCUAGUUUGUAAAAAGAUGAUGAAAGCUUUGCUGGUGGAUGAGAAUAUGUCAAAUUUGACAUCUGCAUCUAGUGAAAUAAGCGCUUCUUCUGGGACCAGAAAUGAUACUCCUGUCUCUCUCUAUCCUCAGCAGUACUCCUCCACUUCAACAAAUCAAGAACCACAACCCAAAAAGAAGAGAAACCUUCCGGGAAAUCCAGACCCGGAGGCUGAAGUAAUAGCCUUAUCUCCCAAGUCCCUCUUGGCGACAAACCGAUUCAUUUGCGAAAUAUGCAACAAAGGGUUCCAAAGAGACCAAAAUCUUCAGCUUCACAGAAGAGGUCACAACCUGCCAUGGAAGCUCAAGCAAAGAAACAACAAAGAAGUCAUCAAAAAGAAGGUUUAUGUGUGCCCGGAGGUAACAUGUGUUCACCAUGACCCCUCAAGGGCCCUCGGAGACCUCACUGGCAUCAAGAAGCAUUUCUGCAGGAAGCACGGCGAGAAAAAAUGGAAGUGUGAAAAAUGCUCCAAGCGUUACGCUGUUCAGUCUGACUGGAAGGCUCACUCUAAAAUUUGUGGCACCAAGGAGUACAAAUGUGAUUGCGGAACCAUCUUCUCUAGAAGGGACAGUUUCAUCACACACAGAGCCUUCUGUGAUGCUUUAGCACAGGAGAGUGCAAGAACAAUUACGGCAGUGAACCCCCUUCUUCAUAGCCAUCCCCUCCAAGCUCCCCCACCACCACCAACAAUAUUAGCAAAAAAAGAACAAGAUUUUCCACCAUGGUUGGGAGAAGCUGCAAAUGGAGACACUUUCAGGCCAUUAGUCUCCCCCUCACAUCUAGAUCAUUCCUUCAAUUUAAUCCAUCACCAUCAUCAAAACCCUAACCCCGCACCGUCCCUUCCUCAUUUCCAAUCCCCAGCCCCUCCUUACAUGUCAGCCACUGCUUUGUUGCAGAAAGCAUCACAAAUAGGUCACAUGCCUCAAUCUGAUCGUCAAUGUACCACCAUGCCUAAUUCAUCCUCUUCUUCAGCCGUUUCUGGUUUGGGUAUGCCUUCACGUGACCAGAUGGGGUUGCCUCAUGCCUUGGCUUCUUAUGGGAAUAAAGCUGCAGGGUUCCCUUCUGAAUACUUAGAAGAUGGUGUUACUGCUGUAAAUUGCAACAAAGCAUCUCCACCUGCUACUUCUCUUUUCCAUGACAUGAUGGCGAAUACUGCUUCUUCUGCUACAGCCUUUGAGAGAUCUUCCUUCGAGGAUGCUUUGAGAGGAAUGUUGAAUCCAGCAAGAGACACUGCUAGCGAUGAAAUGACCCGAGAUUUUCUGGGUCUCAAGGCUUUUUCUCAAAAAGAUUUUUUCAACAUAUCGGGGCUUGACCAUUUGGGUUCUUCGUCGUAUGGUAAGCAAAGUCGCAACCAAACACCUUGGCAAGGUUAAUUAGGUUUGUUUGUACAUGAAAUCGAUGUACAAUAUAUAUCCAAUAAUGCCUUGUCUUGGUGGUAUUUAUACAUCUUCCAAAAGGUUUCAAUUCUGUCUUACAUGGACUCGUCAAAUUAAUUUUAAUUUCCUUGGCUAAGGCAUAUUCCUGUAGUUGAAUAUGGACACUGAAUAGUGCUGUAAAGGGACAACUAUUCGUCUCAGCCUUCAAGUUCUAAUUUUCGUAAUAUUAUUUUCAGCACAAGUUUUCAUUAA